This is a messenger RNA of Pediculus humanus corporis (human body louse), 2418 nucleotides long. Its product is annotated as Tuftelin-interacting protein, putative. Gene Ontology annotation, cellular component: U2-type post-mRNA release spliceosomal complex. The transcript is spliced from 12 exons. The coding region runs from base 1 to 2418 and encodes 805 amino acids. Gene Ontology annotation, biological process: spliceosomal complex disassembly. Gene Ontology annotation, molecular function: nucleic acid binding. Lineage: Eukaryota; Metazoa; Arthropoda; Insecta; Psocodea; Pediculidae. The record is from RefSeq and is a predicted model, not a curated record.
AUGUCGGAGGACGAGGUUGAAAGAUUUGAAAUUACUGAUUACGAUUUGGAAAAUGAAUUCGGUUUCAAAAGGACUAAGAUAAGUAAAAACGAAAGAAUUUAUGGUAUUUGGGCGGAAAAUGAAAGCAGCGGAGAUGAAGAAGCCAGCAGUAGGCGUCCCUCUUUUAGGGGGUCUAAGAAACCUAAAAAUUACACGGCUCCCAUCGGUUUUGUCGCGGGAGGAAUUCAACAGUCUGACAGAGAUGAUUCUGGUAUUAAAUCAUCGAAAAUGCGUAUAAAAAAUUCUUCAUCUGAUGAGAGUGAUAAUGAUGCUCCAAGGAUGAAUAAUGAAAUCGCUGGAAUGAGAAAGAAAAAAACAUUUGUGAAUAAAACAAUGCAAAAAGGAGUUGGCAAUUGGGAAAAGCAUACCAAAGGAAUUGGAGCAAAAUUAUUGCUUCAAAUGGGUUAUGAACCUGGUAAGGGUCUUGGUAAACAGCUACAAGGUAUUAAUGCUCCCAUUGAAGCAAAAUUAAGAAAAGGAAGAGGUGCAAUUGGUGCUUACGGUCCAGAAGCUACUCAAAAAAUUGCAGAACUUCAAACCAAUGAUAAAGAUAAAAAAGAAGUUACUCAAAAACUUUCAAGAUGGAGGAAAAAUGAUGAAACUGCUAACAAACAAGUUAAAUACAUAUUUAAAAGUAUAGACGAAGUAAUCGAGCAAGGAAACGAUAAGCCUUCUUUUACUGAUGCAGGAACAAUGUCAAAAGUUAAAGUCAUUGAUAUGACUGGUCCACAACAAAGAGUUUUAUCAGGAUACCAUGCAAUUUCGAGGCAGCAAAGACCUUCAGACGAAUGGGAAACUAGAAAGGAAAUGAAAUUUGCCAAUUUUGCAUUACCCGAGCUUCAACACAAUCUUAAUCUUUUAGUCGAUAUGUGUGAACAGGAUAUUAUACAGAAUGACAGGAAGUAUAAAUAUUCGAGUGAUAAAAUAGUCAUGCUACAACAUGAAACAGUUCAGUUGGAAAAAAUUUGUAGUAAUGAAGAAAUAGAAAUAAAUAAAUUGGAUAAAUUUAUAUCUAUAAUCGAAGAAAUGAUUAAUUCGAGUCAAAGCAACACAUUGUCUUUGGAUAGAGUUGUUUUUGUGCUCAAACAAUUGCAAGAAAACUAUUACGAAGAAUAUAAACUUUACGACGUUGCCGAACUUGCAACAACCAUUGCCACGCCGUUAAUUAAAAAUUAUUUGAAAAAUUGGCAACCGUUGGUGAAUCCGGAAGAACCCAUCGAGUUGAUUAAAGAAUGGAAAAACAUACUGGAAAGUGAUCACGGAAGCGUCAUGUCAAGUCUUUCGAAUCAAGAUCCAUUUGGAAAAUUAGUUUGGCACGCAUGGAUCCCGUCGAUAAGAUUUGCAAUCACUAAUUGGGAAUGUAGGAAACCGGAACCCGUUGUCAAACUCGUGGAUACGUGGAUAUCGAUACUACCACGUUGGAUUAUGGAUAACGUUUUAGAACAAUUAAUUUUAUCGAGGAUAACUUUAUUCGUUCACGAAUGGGAUCCAAUGACGGAUACGAUUCCGAUCCACGCGUGGAUUCAUCCGUGGUUGCCUCUCCUCAAUACUCGUUUGGAUUCUGUGAUAUAUCCAAUGAUUAGACAUAAACUAAGUUUGGCCUUGGCAGCAUGGCAUCCGAGCGACAGAUCGGCAAAAUACAUGCUAUUACCUUGGAAUAAUGUUUUUAGCAAAGGAGACAUGGAUUCGUUUUUAGUAAGAAAUAUUUUACCCAAAUUGGGUCAAAUAUUAAAUGAGUUUAUCAUAAAUCCACAACAUCAAGUUCUCGAUGAACAUUGGAAGUGGGUUAUGGAAUGGGAAGAACUAAUGCCCGUACACUCGAUGGCUGGACUAUUGGAAAAACAUUUUUUUCCAAAAUGGUUGCAAGUUUUAUCGAUGUGGUUAAAUCACACUCCGAAUUACGAUCAGGUGACAAGUUGGUACAUCGGUUGGAAAAGUCAAUUUUCAGAUGCUCUGUUGAAGCAACCUAACAUUAAGGAACAAUUUAAACAAGCGCUGGAAUUGAUGAACAGAUCCGUCGGUAACGGACAAAUUCCAGGAGCGAUGGAAUCAUUGUCUUAUUUGAAAAACGUCGAACGCGACACUUCGACAUCUUCUAAUCCCACGUCGUCGGCAAGGUUUCAGUCGUUGCAAGAUGCUGUUCGUACGGGUGGACAAGCGGCCGUUUCCGGUUACAAAGCACUUUUUGCAAAACGUUGCGAAGAAAAAAAUAUAAUUUUCGUACCCAUACCGAAUAAAAGUUACGAAGGGAAACAAGUGUACAGGUGCGGGAGCAUUCAAGUUUACAUAGAUCGAAACGUCGUUUUCGUUUCGCAAAAUGGUGGUGCCACGUGGAUUCCGCAAUCAUUGGGUACGGCAUUGGACAUGGCGGAAAAAUAA